Molecule: messenger RNA, 821 nt
Organism: Eucalyptus grandis
Lineage: Eukaryota; Viridiplantae; Streptophyta; Magnoliopsida; Myrtales; Myrtaceae
Product: MYB-like transcription factor ETC3
Exons: 3
Coding region: 187-477 (96 amino acids)
Biological process (GO): cell differentiation
Cellular component (GO): nucleus
Molecular function (GO): transcription cis-regulatory region binding
Source: RefSeq, a predicted model, not a curated record
GGUUUUGUGGCGCUUGUCCAUUAUCAACAUACUCUCUCUCUCUCUCUCCCUCUCUCUCUGAUAUCUAGCAAGUCUCAUUCUACUACUGGAUGUCCAUAUCCCAACAUCCACACGCGCAUCCUACUCGUUUUCUCUCUCCCCUUCUCCCCUUCUUCUUCCUUCUCUUUCUUUUUCCGGCAAUUUCAUAUGGAAGCUCCGGGAAAGAGUCAUCGAAGACAAGGCAGAAUCGCCAGACCUUCUGAUUCAGAAGAGGUCAGCAGUACCGAGUGGGAGGACAUAGACAUGACCGAGCAAGAGGAGGACCUGAUUCACAGAAUGCAUAGACUCGUCGGCGAAAAGUGGGACUUGAUAGCCGGGCGGAUUCCGGGACGGAGCGCGGCAGAGAUCGAGAGGUUCUGGAUCAUGAAGCACCGCAAGGGGCUUGCUGAGAGAAGAAGAGAGCGCAAGAAAGCAAAACCCGGGACAUUUAUCAAGUGAUUGGCUUUUAAUUACGCUCUCGGCUUCAGGUUCGUUGGCCAUACGGGUUCCUGGCCAAAAGAACAGGGGCUGGAGUUAUGGCAUUGUGAGAUUCACAAGUUUUGGUGUUUCUACUUUUUCAUGGUUGCGAAGGCGACAUUGACCUUUGUAGAAGAACGGGAACUCUGAUUCUUUGCGGAAUUAAUGGGCAUAAUCCCUAUGAAUCAAUGUGUACCUGGAACAACUCCAUCCAUCGUGGUCAGGAAUACAGGCAUAGGCUCGGCCCAUCAAGCACCGGGUCGGUUACUAGUCAUGGAUCGAUAUAUGCACUCAUGGGCUAGACAUUGUCUGACUCCCGAUUACUA